Messenger RNA from Penicillium diatomitis, 1056 nucleotides. RefSeq names its product SRPBCC family protein. NCBI's taxonomy places the organism in Eukaryota, Fungi, Ascomycota, Eurotiomycetes, Eurotiales, Aspergillaceae. The coding region runs from base 1 to 1056 and encodes 351 amino acids. The transcript is spliced from 2 exons. The record is from RefSeq and is a predicted model, not a curated record.
AUGCCCCUGAUCCGACUUCAACCCCAUCCGUUCACCAGCAUCCCUCCACACCCUUCCCUCCCCGACGACGCGCCUCGCCCCGAACUCCGCCCCUACAUCAUCGCCGCUCUCCACGAAGCCCUCGACUUGCUCGCCUCCAUCCCGUCCACCUUCACCGCGGACCCUAAAUUGCGCCCUUCCUCGCCCUCGCAGGCAAAAGUCAAACUCCUCCGCAAAUGGCGUCAUUUGUCCUCUGCUGAGCCCGCGACAGUCCCCGGCGCUGCCGGUAGCGGUAGUGCAGGUCCCGGUGCACAGAACAAGACUGAUUCCGAGUCCAACUCUCGCUCUCGGUCUGAGUUCUGGGUCUGUCGGCAAAGCGAACAUGUCAAUGCGCGCGCGGACGGCACGGCGUCGUGGGCUGAGUUUCAGGAAGGGUUGAGGACGGACCAUGCACAGCAUGAGAUGGAGUAUACGCCGACUGUUUCGGCGGUUGAGAAGUUAUUGGAUUGGAACGAGGCACAUAUUGGGGAGAUUGAGGUUGAUGGAGUGACGUUUAAGGAUGUUGAGAUGGAGGUCAACCUCAUCACGCAUACCUUCAAACCAUCGUUCCUCAUCUCCCCUCGCUGUUUCAUAUCCCUCACCAUCUCCGCAGCGUACCAUGGCCACCCAUCCACUCCGUCUUCGCACGGAGCCGAGCAGCCCCCAACCCCCGAAGCACCAAGCUUCCUCACACUACAAAUCCCUCUGCACGCAGCAGCGCCGUCCACUCCGCCCGCGCUGCUAAAGACAAUAUCCGCCUCGAUCCCCAAACGGGCCGUCCUCGCCAACUAUGCGAGCAUUGAACGCGCGGAACUCCGAUCGCGAUCUACAUCUCCAUCCGCGUCCGGCUCUUCCCAGUCCAAGACGUCCUCGUCGUAUACCGAAUGGACGAUGGCGACGACUUCCGACGCGGCGGGCUCGAUUCCGCAGUGGGUCCAGCGGAGUUGGGCGUUGGGUGGAGUGCCCAAGGCUGUUGUUGCUGAUGUGGGGUUGUUUAUUGGGUGGACGAUGCGGAGGAGAGGCACGGCUGCUACUUAG